AUGCUGCCCAAAGAUCUUGAAAAAACUGUGGUUUGUAUUGAAAAUUGGUUAAAAAUUAUGCUACAGACUCAGUAUAUCUUAUUCUUUUUGUUAUUAGAAGUAAAGAAGCAAAUACCAUCAGGCUAUGUAUUUGCAAGUCAAAAUUUGCUAUACAAAUUCCAAGUUUGUACAAUUUUAAAUAUUCUACCUACUAAUGAAUCACAAUUUCAACAGCUAUCUAAAUAA
Molecule: messenger RNA, 225 nt
Organism: Dentiscutata heterogama
Lineage: Eukaryota; Fungi; Glomeromycota; Glomeromycetes; Diversisporales; Gigasporaceae
Source: the annotation of a GenBank genome assembly